Geodia barretti is the source of this 206-nucleotide messenger RNA. Lineage: Eukaryota; Metazoa; Porifera; Demospongiae; Tetractinellida; Geodiidae. The record is from the annotation of a GenBank genome assembly.
GUGCCCAGCAGAUCCUCGACUGCUCUCGGAUGUACUACAAUGGAGGGUGUAGUGGUGGCAACUACAGAAGAGCCUGGAUGUACAUCAUGGACUAUGGCAUUGCUUCUGACACCAACUACCCUUACCGAUCUGUGGAGGGGACGUGUAAGUACGGAAGAGGAAUGCAGGAAGCAGCAAGUAUGACUUACUACAGGAUAAUCAAGGGA